This is a messenger RNA of Raphanus sativus (radish), 2429 nucleotides long. RefSeq names its product 110 kDa U5 small nuclear ribonucleoprotein component CLO. The record is from RefSeq and is a predicted model, not a curated record. Gene Ontology annotation, molecular function: GTP binding; GTPase activity; U5 snRNA binding. Gene Ontology annotation, biological process: mRNA splicing, via spliceosome. NCBI's taxonomy places the organism in Eukaryota, Viridiplantae, Streptophyta, Magnoliopsida, Brassicales, Brassicaceae. Gene Ontology annotation, cellular component: cytosol; U2-type catalytic step 2 spliceosome; U4/U6 x U5 tri-snRNP complex.
ACUCUAAAAUCUCUCCCUUUUUCUCUUCGACGGCUCCGUUAAACACAACAGUGCUCAGAGUCUCGGACGAACCGAAUCGCCGAGCAAUCCUUCUCUCACCUCUCACUCUCUACCCUCGUCUCGCCGUUCGCUCGCAUCUCGCACUUCCCAACUGGUUUACAUUAAAGAUGGAUGAUAGCUUGUAUGAUGAGUUUGGUAACUACAUUGGACCUGAGAUCGAGUCCGACAGAGAGAGUGAUGACGAAAUAGAAGACGAGGAGUUCCAGGAUAAGCAGCCUGAAGAGGAUGGAUCAGAUGGAGAGCGUGGGCCUGGGGGUUCUAACGGAUGGAUCACCACGAUCAAUGACGUGGAGAUGGAUAACCAGAUUGUUCUCCCUGAGGAUAAGAAGUACUAUCCUACCGCGGAGGAAGUCUACGGGGAGGACGUUGAGACGUUAGUCAUGGAUGAGGAUGAGCAGCCUCUCGAGAUGCCGAUUAUCAAACCUGUCAGAGAUGUCAGAUUCGAGGUUGGGGUGAAGGAUUCCACGACUUACGUGUCAACGCAGUUUCUCGUCGGCCUCAUGUCUAAUCCAGCGCUUAUGAGGAAUGUUGCUCUUGUGGGUCAUAUACAGCAUGGGAAAACUGUCUUCAUGGAUAUGUUGGUAGAGCAGACGCACCAUAUGUCUACUUUUAAUGCUAAGAACGAGAAGCACAUGAAGUAUACAGAUACAAGAGUUGAUGAGCAGGAGAGGAACAUUUCGAUCAAGGCGGUUCCGAUGUCGCUUGUCCUUGAGGACAGCAGGUCUAAAUCAUAUCUGUGCAAUGUCAUAGAUACUCCGGGUCAUGUGAAUUUCUCUGAUGAAAUGACUGCUUCUCUAAGACUCUCUGAUGGUGCUGUUCUAAUUGUUGACGCUGCUGAAGGAGUGAUGGUGAACACUGAGAGGGCUAUAAGACAUGCAAUCCAGGACCAUCUUCCUAUUGUUGUUGUGAUCAACAAGGUUGACAGGCUUAUUACCGAGCUCAAACUACCUCCAAGGGAUGCUUAUUACAAGCUGAGGCAUACAAUUGAAGUCAUUAAUAACCACAUAUCUGCUGCUUCGACGACUGCUGGAAACUUGCCCCUUAUAGACCCUGCAGCUGGAAACGUGUGCUUUGCCAGUGGUACUGCCGGAUGGUCCUUCACUCUGCAGUCUUUUGCUAAACUGUAUUCGAAGCUUCAUGGGGUGGACAUGGACGUGGAUAAGUUUGCAUCUAAGCUUUGGGGAGAUGUGUAUUAUCACCCUGAUACUCGGGCGUUCAAGAGAAGUCCUCCAGUAGGUGGUGGGGAAAGAGCAUUUGUUCAGUUUAUUCUAGAGCCUCUAUACAAGAUAUACAGUCAAGUGAUAGGUGAGCAUAAGAAGAGUGUAGAGACCACCCUUGCAGAACUGGGAGUGACCCUGAGUAAUAGUGCAUAUAAGCUGAACGUCAGACCUCUACUUAGGUUAGCCUGUAGCUCAGUCUUUGGUUCGUCAUCAGGCUUCACUGAUAUGUUGGUAAAGCACAUUCCUUCUCCCAAAGAGGCUGCAGCUAGGAAAGUGGACCACGCAUACACUGGACCCAAAGAUUCUGCCAUUUAUGAAGCAAUGGUAGAAUGUGAUCCGUCUGGACCUCUCAUGGUUAAUGUGACAAAGCUAUACCCCAAAUCAGAUACUAGUGUGUUUGAUGUAUUCGGAAGAGUUUACAGCGGUACACUUCAAACAGGGCAAAGCGUACGUGUACUUGGAGAAGGGUAUUCACCUGAAGAUGAAGAGGACAUGACUAUCAAAGAGGUGACCAAGCUGUGGAUAUACCAAGCGAGGUAUAGGAUUCCUGUAAGCAGUGCCCCUCCCGGUUCAUGGGUUCUGAUUGAAGGCGUGGAUGCGUCUAUCAUGAAGACGGCGACGCUCUGCAAUGAGAACUACGAUGAAGACGUCUUCAUAUUCCGGGCUCUCCAGUUUAAUACUCUUCCAGUUGUCAAGACUGCUACUGAGCCUUUGAAUCCUAGUGAGCUACCUAAAAUGGUGGAAGGGCUUAGGAAGAUUAGCAAAAGCUAUCCCCUUGCGAUUACCAAAGUUGAGGAGUCUGGUGAACAUACUAUUCUAGGCACAGGGGAGCUGUACCUGGAUUCUAUCAUGAAGGACCUCAGGGAGCUCUAUUCAGAGGUCGAAGUAAAGGUCGCAGAUCCGGUUGUUUCCUUUUGUGAGACAGUGGUUGAAUCUUCGUCGAUGAAGUGUUUUGCUGAGACACCGAACAAAAAGAACAAAAUAACUAUGAUCGCAGAGCCAUUGGAUAGAGGACUUGCAGAGGACAUUGAGAAUGGUGUCGUAAGCAUUGACUGGAACAGAAAACAACUCGGGGACUUCUUCAAGACGAAAUAUGACUGGGAUUUACUUGCAGCACGUUCCAUUUGGGCGUUUGGCCCUGACAAACAG